CCUCCACUCUGGGUCCCCUCCGCGGUCUCCGCCCCCGCCGCUCGUGGCGCUUCACUCCGGCGAGGCUCGGAGGGUCCCGGACUCCGACGGCGGCUCGGAUGCCGACUCGGAGGUGGGGCCGGGCAGCCCGACUCCGGCCGCGGAGGCACUGGAGGAGGACAUGGCCGGACCUAAUCAACUCUGCAUUCGCCGCUGGACUACCAAGCAUGUAGCUGUUUGGCUGAAGGAUGAAGGCUUCUUUGAAUAUGUGGACAUAUUAUGCAAUAAGCACCGACUUGAUGGAAUCACACUGCUAACAUUGACUGAAUAUGAUCUCCGGUCUCCUCCUCUGGAAAUCAAAGUCUUAGGGGACAUUAAAAGGUUAAUGCUUUCCGUCCGAAAAUUGCAGAAAAUACAUAUUGAUGUUUUAGAAGAGAUGGGAUAUAACAGUGACAGUCCCAUGAGUUCCAUGACCCCUUUCAUCAGUGCUCUUCAGAGCGCAGAGUGGCUCUGUAACGGGGAGCCCUCACAUGACUGUGAUGGACCCCUCAUUGAUUUGAAUUCUGAUCAGUACCAGUACAUGAAUGGUAAAAACAAACAUUCUGUUCGAAGAUUAGACCCAGAGUACUGGAAGACCAUAUUGAGCUGUAUAUAUGUUUUUAUAGUAUUCGGGUUUACAUCUUUCAUUAUGGUUAUAGUCCAUGAACGAGUGCCUGACAUGCAGACCUAUCCACCACUCCCAGAUAUAUUCUUAGACAGCGUUCCUAGAAUCCCUUGGGCCUUUGCCAUGACAGAAGUAUGUGGCAUGAUUCUGUGCUAUAUUUGGAUCCUGGUUCUUCUUCUUCAUAAACACAGGUCAAUACUUCUGCGAAGGCUCUGUAGUCUGAUGGGCACUGUAUUCUUGCUUCGCUGCUUUACCAUGUUUGUGACCUCCCUCUCCGUUCCAGGACAGCACCUACAGUGUACUGGAAAGAUAUAUGGCAGUGUUUGGGAGAAGCUACACCGGGCCUUUGCCAUUUGGAGUGGCUUCGGUAUGACUCUCACCGGUGUUCACACUUGUGGAGAUUACAUGUUCAGUGGCCACACAGUCGUCCUAACUAUGCUGAAUUUCUUUGUCACUGAAUAUACACCAAGAAGCUGGAAUUUCUUGCACACUUUAUCCUGGGUUCUCAAUCUCUUUGGAAUCUUCUUCAUUUUGGCUGCCCAUGAACAUUAUUCCAUUGAUGUGUUUAUUGCCUUUUAUAUCACAACAAGACUCUUUUUGUACUACCACACUCUAGCUAAUACUAGAGCGUAUCAGCAGAGUAGGAGAGCAAGAAUUUGGUUCCCCAUGUUUUCUUUUUUUGAAUGUAAUGUUAAUGGUACAGUACCUAAUGAAUAUUGUUGGCCAUUUUCAAAACCAGCAAUAAUGAAAAGACUAAUUGGAUGAAGACUAUCUUUGUUGUGGGUUCAUGAUUAAAUAUACAAUAAUUCUUGAAAGUGAAUAAUUUUACUCUCUCCCCCUAGGUUGUUCCUGGACGCCUUGCUUUUUGGCUUUUAUGUUGACAAAGUAAAGUUCCCAGUUCUGAGCAAGGCUGUGACUAUAGAAAGCGAGAAGGAACAAUCAAGAGUCCUUACCUGUUUGAACAGAAAGCUUAAGUAAAUGUUUUUUGCCCCUUCCCUUUAGGCAGAAGUAAUGUUGUGAUUGAAGUAAGGCUGUUUCCCUUACCUGUUGAGUAUUUGGUUAUUGAACUUAAGCAAUUUGUUGGUUGAAAACUUUUUUUUAUUUUAUAUUUCCAGUCAGACUCCAGUCAAGAAAUAAUAUUUUUUGAAGUUCCUUAUUAUCUCCAAAGGAAAAUUCCCUACCAGAUGAACAGUACUUGUUCUUUGAAUUAAUCUCUAUGUCUUUUUAAAAAUGCAAUUCUGGAAACUAAUCAGUUUUACUAACAUAAUUUUUGGCAUCUAACAUAUUUUUAAAAAGUAUAUUGAACAUAGCAGAUGCCUGCAACAAGAAGAGAAAGGGGCCGUGAGGUGACAGUACAAGUAGAGUGCUGGCAUUUUCCCCAAAGACACAGCAAGAGAUGCAGUUCCUCUUUGCUCUGAGGGGUCGAUGUGACCAUAAACUCAUGGGGGGGGGCUGCAUCCAUAAAAAUGAAAUUGGCUGAAUUUUAGUGUUGCAGGUACUGGAAGAACUUUGUGCUACAGCUGUUAGAUGACAGCUUAGUUUCAUGCUUUAUAAUGAUGUUAUUUAAUGAGCAAAACAGUGGAGUGUUUUACCAAAUGUUAGAUGAAGUUCUUAGGUCCUUAAGUAUGGAGAUAGGCAUGCAAAAAUGUUUUUUCUUCCUGAAAAGAAAUUUAUAGCAGGUUGCAAGCAUAGUAUAACUUUUUGGUUUUUGAAAUUUCUCAUUCUUGGCUAUCAGAAGUAAACAGUCACAGACAUAUUUGGGUAUGAAAGGUUUUUAUUUUUUAAACACAAUUGUGUACAUACAUUCUUUAUAUUUAGUCUUACUUUGGCAGUCAGGAAGUGAUAUAACUUAGUUGCUAUUUACAACACUAGAAAUUUAGUACCGUACGUAAUUUGACCUCUGAUGAAAUCUGUCAGUUCACUUUUGAUGAUUUUUUUAGAGUAAUUAAUGACAGGAUGGUUGUGGAAUUGGAAUUUGAACCCCAGCUGAUAAGCUGAGCCACAUAGACUAUUAAUUGUGUAGUUUUUACAUUCCAUUUUAAAACAAGGAGUUAGAAAAGUUGCUGGCAUAUUGAGGUCUAAAAUUAGGCCAGUUAGCAGGAACCUGGUCCUUAUAUGGGUGAAAUAUUUUAUUUUUGCACUUUGAGUUAUAUUCCCACCCUUGUAUAAACUACAGAGAAGCCUAAAUGGAUUGGGCAGGAAAGGAAUAAUAUGCGAACAAGUUUUAGCCAAGUGCUGAGUGGCCCCAGUUUGAGUCUGCUCUGAUUAUAUUUUUUAUUUCUCACUUGAGAAAUGGCACAAGGCGAUUUGUUUUAUUAUGCUUUUAAAUGUAAUACUUCAGAAUCUUACAGUAUCUUAAAUUGUUGAUUCUAUUACAUGCUAGGGACAAAAAUGCCAAUAUAUCAUCUAAGGAAAUUACACAAUUUUGAAGGGUGAAGGAUAUUUCCUGUGCCCGUCAGAGGAGUUUGACCUUUGACAUCAAAAGAUGUGGUACUGUCAUUUUCCCCCCAAAUGACAGUACAGGACUGAAUUUAGCUAGGGAAGGACUAAUGUUGGCUUUUGGGGAAAUGUUUGAAAAAAAUCUGUGGCAACAAUAAGUCAAGAAAGUUAAAUAGCUACUUAAUGGUAAAUUUCCUACCAUCAGUCUUCUUUCCUUCAUAUGGAUUCUAUUCUAGAACAAAAUAGAAAAAAAUAAAUUGCAACUAAUUUGCAGAGCUCUUGAAUUGACAGUGCCUAACAGCAGACUGCAGUGAGGAUUGUAAAAUAGCUUAGAGCCUUGCAUUUAUCAAAUCUGUUUUGAGGAAAAGGUAAGCUAGACUUAUAAUUUAUUGUUGUAAGUGUUACAAGGCAGUGUUUACACAAACCAAACAUCUCCAAGUCUCUUACUUGGAAAACUUUGAGACAAAAUUCCCUUCUGUUUUGUUUGUUUGUUUUUCUUAAUGUGAAACCUGUAUUUUUGUCACUUUUUGUU
Molossus molossus (Pallas's mastiff bat) is the source of this 3614-nucleotide messenger RNA. RefSeq names its product sterile alpha motif domain containing 8 (gene SAMD8). Gene Ontology annotation, molecular function: sphingomyelin synthase activity; ceramide cholinephosphotransferase activity; protein binding. Gene Ontology annotation, biological process: ceramide biosynthetic process. The record is from RefSeq and is a predicted model, not a curated record. The coding region runs from base 161 to 1408 and encodes 415 amino acids. NCBI's taxonomy places the organism in Eukaryota, Metazoa, Chordata, Mammalia, Chiroptera, Molossidae. Gene Ontology annotation, cellular component: Golgi membrane; endoplasmic reticulum membrane. The transcript is spliced from 6 exons.